Ectocarpus sp. CCAP 1310/34 is the source of this 615-nucleotide messenger RNA. The record is from the annotation of a GenBank genome assembly. NCBI's taxonomy places the organism in Eukaryota, Phaeophyceae, Ectocarpales, Ectocarpaceae.
AUGUCCAAGGUAGCGGAAAAGGGCAAAGCACGAGCAGGGAAGCUGCACCCAAUACUCGCAAACCGGCACCUCGAUACACGCAUCAAAUUGACGGUUUUGAAGAGCGUAAUCGUACCGCCGCUAGAGUACGCCGGAGAAGUAUGGGAAGGAAAUAAGAAGGUAGUGAAAGAACUCGAGGCGGCGCAGAUGAAAGCAGCGAAAAUCAUCCUAGGAUGCUCCAAGCGCACAAGUAAUGCAGCCGUGAGGGCAGAAUUGGGGAUCCAAUCCCUACGGUCGGGAAGAGACGCGAGGAAGCUGACAUGGCAGUAUCGCAUGUGUGGGAUGGGAGAGGAGAGGUUGCCGAGAAUUGUAUGGGAGGCGAAGUGGGCAAACCAAAAGCGGGGUAGACAACCCACAGAAUGGGUCAAGGUUGUAGAGGACGUAUGUAAGGGGCUCGACAUCGACGAAGAUGAAACGCUGGAAACGGAGGGUCUACAGGGGUUCAAGGAGAAGAUAUAUGUUGCUUGUGCCGAGAGAGAAGAACAGAAUCUGAGGAAAGAAUCCAAGGAUAAGGAGGGUCUACAAGUGAACGGAAUGUUGAAGGAAGCAAUAGGGUUCAAGCACUACCUACGUGGA